Anopheles cruzii is the source of this 2448-nucleotide messenger RNA. Its product is annotated as sodium/potassium/calcium exchanger 3-like. Gene Ontology annotation, biological process: intracellular calcium ion homeostasis; calcium ion transmembrane transport. Gene Ontology annotation, cellular component: membrane. Bases 184 to 1893 code for a protein of 569 amino acids. Gene Ontology annotation, molecular function: calcium, potassium:sodium antiporter activity; calcium channel activity. The transcript is spliced from 6 exons. The record is from RefSeq and is a predicted model, not a curated record. NCBI's taxonomy places the organism in Eukaryota, Metazoa, Arthropoda, Insecta, Diptera, Culicidae.
CGAGAGCCGAACCGAGGUGGCUGCCGUUGAGUGUUGGUCGUUCUGUGCCGCUGCUGCUGCUGUUACGAUACGGAUACGCUGUGAAGAGUGAUUGCCGAGAUCUACCGAUCGGCUCGUUAUUGAGUGCGAGUGUACGUGUAGCGACUCCUGUGCAACGCCAGAUCCCGGUCGGUUACGCGUGCGAUGGUAAAAGCUAGGACUAGCACCGCAAACGAGACCCUGUCGUUCGGUAUCCGCAAUCGGAAGGUACGGCUAGCGUUUGUUCUGCGUGUGCUGUGUGUGCUGUGUUUGGGCUCGCUGCAGAUCCUCAACCUAGCGCUUGCUCCCCCCUCGGGCGACAACGGGCGACCGCUAGGCGAUGGCGCAGUACGUCCGGCGGCGUCCGCCGGUGCCCUCCGUCGUUUGCUGAGCGUGCCACAGAGUGAACUGGAACUGUUGGUGCUUGUGAACGGCACCAUUCUGCCGGAGGUUGAACCGUCGAGCACGACACCGACCGGCGGUGACCUCGGUGGCAAUGGGACCGAGGCCGGUGGCCACGAACGCAACUGCACCCCGGCGGCCAUCUUCGAGUUUCCGUCGGAUGGGUUUACGCGUGAGGAUCGGCGCCAUGGCUGGAUCGCGGUGCACGUUGUGGUGGCCUGCUACUGCUUCUGGUUGCUUGCGAUCGUUUGCGAUGACUACUUUGUUCCGGCGAUCGAGUUGAUGUGCAAAAAGCUGCAGGUGAAGGAAGAUGUGGCCGGAGCGACGUUUAUGGCCGCCGCGUCGUCCAGCCCGGAGCUGUUCAUCAACUGCGUCGGUACGUUCGUAACGAAGGGUGAUCUCGGGGUCGGGGCCGUCGUGGGAUCGGCCGUCUUCAACAUCCUGGCCGUGCCGGCCGUUUGCGGUUUGCUCGGCGGACAGGUAGUUCAGCUACGAUGGUGGCCUGUCACGCGCGAUUCCUUGAUGUACGGAAUGGCGGUUAUCGGGCUGAUCGCGGUACUGUACGAUGGUCGAGUGAUGUGGUACGAAGCCAUGAUCCUCGUUUCGGCCUACAUCCUCUACAUUGCAGCGAUGUACUGCAACGAUCCGAUCAAUCGCUUCAUGUCGAAGACCUUCCGCCGGAAGUCGUACGUUCGGCCGUACACGGAAGUGACGGAAAUCUCUCCCUUGCUCUCCAACGGUGCCAACGGGAAAUCGGUCGCCCUCGGAGCCAAGAAUGGCACCAGUGCGCACCACGUGUGUGACAGUGAUGCCAGCGACGACAGCUUCGAGGACUACGAGCUAGCGACCUCUCCGUGGAACCACCGGGACGACAGCCUGGCUCCGUUCAUCUGCCGCUGGCCCAUUACGUUCGUCCUGUGGGCGACCAUACCGGACUGUCGGCGCUAUCCCCGGUUGCGGCUGGUAACGUUUUUCGCCUGCAUUUUCUGGAUCGGUAUCACGGCGUACUUCGUCGCGUUCCUGAUAACGGUUGUUGGUGACACCAUCGACAUACCGGACUCGGUGAUGGGCUUGACAUUCCUGGCGGCCGGAACUAGCGUGCCGGAGGCAGUCUCCAGUAUUAUCGUGACCAACCAGGGCCACGGUGAGAUGGGCAUCAGCAAUUCGAUCGGUUCGAACACGUUCGACAUUCUCCUGUGCCUUGGGUUGCCCUGGCUGAUCAAGUCGCUCGCCCUUCCCGCUGUGCCGGGGGAACGUUGGGUCACGCUCAACUCGUCCGGGUUGACGUACUCGGCGAUAUCGCUACUGUCGACACUCUGCGGCCUGUAUUUGGCGUUCUGGUUCAAUCGCUUCAAGCUCGACUGGAAGGUGGGCCUCACCUGUCUGUCGAUGUACAUCGGCUUCCUGACCGUGUCUAGUCUCAUCGAGCUGAAUGUGUUCUUCCCAGUGAAUGUUCCUACCUGUCCACACUGAUUGUUUCCAUCGCUGGAGAACUGAGGGGCAGAAAAACUAAAGCUAGCGUUCUUUUAAUGAUACUCUGGUGGAAUAGAGUUAUGCCAUCUGAUGAUAAAUAAAUCUGAUAAUCUAAGAAGGUAACGAAUGUUGAAAAUUGACGACGUUUUGUGUGUUACUGGUCCAGGAAAUAAACAUAUGGAAAUGUACUGCAUGUCUUCCUGGCAAUGCGUGUUGCCUACAUUUAGGAGCAAGUUCAGGAUCCUGUAUGAUGCAUCAAUACAGAACCGCGCAAUAGGGUUACAGCGUUACUGUGUGUUCUCCUGUUACUUUGCUAGGAUUUUUAUCACGGCUCUGUAGCGAAAUUGCUUAAGGUCCAUUCGAAAAGAACCAUCGAAGAGUGUUGCCUACGAUGCGAAACAAUCGUAAGGACCUGUAAUCAAUCACCUUAGGCACGUGUUUCGUGCGUGACAGAUGAUUAAGGAAGCAAAGUGUAAUUGAUACAUAUCUCCAGAAAUGUGCGUCAUUAGUACGAUUUCGGAUAGAGACAUUCGAGUAGCGACAGCCAAAAGGAUG